Messenger RNA from Rhododendron vialii, 3440 nucleotides. Its product is annotated as probable methyltransferase PMT26. The record is from RefSeq and is a predicted model, not a curated record. The coding region runs from base 664 to 3090 and encodes 808 amino acids. Gene Ontology annotation, molecular function: methyltransferase activity. The transcript has 9 exons. Lineage: Eukaryota; Viridiplantae; Streptophyta; Magnoliopsida; Ericales; Ericaceae. Gene Ontology annotation, cellular component: trans-Golgi network; cytoplasm; endosome.
AUUGUAUAAACUCUCUUCAAACCUUCUCCUCCAGAACCAUCUCCACCUAAUACACGGCGAUCUCUCUCUCUCUCUCCGAACCAUCUCCACCUAAUACACGGCUCUCUCUCUCUCUCUCUCUCUCUCUCAUACCAACACACGCAUUCUCAGGGUAAAAAUACCUUCUCUCUCGUAUAGAAACUCAAAAUAACAGAGUCCAUCACGAAGUCAUGUCAUUUUUUAACUUAAAAAAUUAAUUAAUUUUGUAUAUGAUUUUUUAAUUUUUUUCAAUCAAAUUAAAGUAUUAAAGUUUUUUUUACAUAAAAUUAAAGUAUUAAUCGAGAUCUUCGGUGCGAAAAAAUUUAAAAAAUUAUACAAAAAAUAAUUAAUUUUUUAAUUUAAAAAUAGCAAAAGAGAAAAAAUGAAACUAAACAUAGAUAGUAUUAGGUAUCAGAUUCUGACAUAAUUACGCAACAGGAAUCCCUUCUGAUACAAGUAUACAGAAACCUUAAUCCUCUUCUCUGCUGCCUCUCUGUUUCCACUCUCAAUUCCCUCUCCCUCUCUCUCUCUGACAUUUUCCCAGGUUCAAAAUGGACCGAUAACCCUUCUUCUCCUCUCAGAUCUAUCCUAUACUAUCAUAAAAUAGAGGUGUAAACAUCUUAUGAAAAAUUGGCAGUGAUAAACAUGGCAUUAGGUAAAUACUCUAGGGUUGACGGUAAAAAGUCUCCAUCAAGUUACUGUUCAACAGUGACUUUUGUUGUGUUUGUGGCCCUUUGCUUAGUUGGAGUAUGGAUGAUGACUUCGUCAUCUGUAAUUCCUGUUCAAAAUGUAGACAUGUCCUCUCAGAAUAGCAAAAGUGAGGUGAAGGAACAAGUGAGUGAGAGCAAUGAGAGCAACCCCAGCAGUGAGACUAAUGAGAGCAUUCCUAAGCAGUUUGAGGAUAACCCUGGGGAUUUACCCGAGGAUGCAACAAAAGGGGACAGCAAUGAAAAAGCACAGGAGGAGAAUAGUACUUCCCAAAACUCAAACACUCCUGAAAACACAAGUGACAAAGCUGCAGAGAGAAACCAAGAGAAUCCUGAAAAUAAGCCUAAGUCUGAAGAUGCUUCUAAAACAGAAAUAGAAAAUGGAGAGGAGAAAACUGAAGAUGGGGACUCUAAGAUGGUGGACAGAGAUUCUGAAGCUGGGGAGACGAGAACAGACAGUAUCAAUAACUCUGGUAGUCAACCGAACACUGAAAUUGACAAGAAAUUUGAUUCAGAUGAGACCGAGAAGAAAUCAGAGGAGAAUACAGGUAUCAAAAAAGAUGGGGAUGAAGCGGACGGUCAAAUAGAAGUAGAUGGUGAGGCUAAAGAUCUGGUUCCGAACGAGGUGUUUCCUUCUGGGGCAAAGUCAGAGCUUCUGAAUGAAACUACAACUCAAAAUGGGGCAUGGUCAAGUCAGGCAGUCGAGUCAAAGAAUGAAAAGGAAGCACAGAAGUCUUCAGAACCAAAUCGAGAAGUUGUAUACAAUUGGAAACUUUGCAAUGUCACUGCUGGGCCAGAUUACAUCCCGUGCCUUGAUAAUUUGCAAGCAAUUAGGAACCUUAGAACAACUAAGCACUAUGAACAUAGGGAGAGGCACUGUCCGGAGGAACCUCCUACUUGCCUUGUUCCUCUACCCGAAGGAUACCAACGCCCUAUUGAGUGGCCGACUAGCAGGGAAAAGAUAUGGUACCAUAACGUUCCCCAUACCAAACUCGCACAAGUCAAAGGGCAUCAAAAUUGGGUCAAAGUUAGCGGCGAUUACCUUACAUUUCCCGGCGGUGGGACACAGUUUAAGCAUGGUGCUCUUCAUUACAUUGAUGUUAUACAACAGUCUCUGCCUGAUAUUGCCUGGGGAAAGCGAUCCCGUGUGGUAUUGGAUGUGGGAUGUGGCGUUGCUAGCUUUGGAGGCUAUCUCUUUGAUAGAAAUGUUCUCACCAUGUCAUUGGCACCAAAGGAUGAACAUGAAGCUCAAGUUCAAUUUGCACUUGAAAGGGGAAUUCCUGCAAUAUCUGCUGUGAUGGGCACUAAGAGGCUUCUGUUCCCAGGCAGAGUCUUCGAUGUUGUGCAUUGUGCCCGGUGUCGGGUCCCCUGGCAUAUUGAAGGAGGUAAACUGCUAUUAGAGCUAAAUCGUGUACUGCGACCUGGCGGUUUCUUCAUCUGGUCUGCCACGCCUGUUUACCAGACAGGCGCUGAAGAUGCUGGGAUUUGGCAAGCCAUGAAGGAACUAACAAAGUCAAUGUGCUGGAACGUUGUAAAAAUAACCAAGGAUAAAGUGAAUAAAGUAGGAAUAGCAAUAUAUCAGAAACCCACAUCAAAUGAAUGUUAUGAGAAAAGAUCACAAAAUGAACCGCCUCUCUGCCAAGAGUCUGAUGAUCCAAAUGCAGCCUGGAAUGUCCCAUUGCAAGCAUGUAUGCACAGAGUGCCAGUUGAUGCAUCGGAACGUGGGUCCCAGUGGCCAGAACAAUGGUCAGCGAGAUUGGAGAAACCUCCUUAUUGGUUGUUGAGUUCACAGGUUGGAGUUUAUGGCAAGGCAGCUCCUGAGGAUUUCAGUUCAGACUACGAACACUGGAAUCGUGUGGUGACUAAGUCAUAUCUUACUGAAAUGGAGAUUAACUGGUCUAAAGUAAGGAAUGUCAUGGACAUGAAUUCCAUCUAUGGAGGAUUUGCUGCUGCUCUGAAAAAACUGAACGUGUGGGUCAUGAACGUGGUCCCAGUAGACUCUCCAGAUACGCUGCCCAUAAUUUAUGAACGAGGUCUAUUUGGAAUUUACCACGAUUGGUGCGAAUCAUUUAGCACCUAUCCAAGAUCUUAUGAUCUUCUGCAUGCGGAUCAUCUCUUCUCCAAGAUUCAAAAGAAGUGCAAUUUAAUGGCUGUAGUUGCUGAAGCUGAUCGGAUUCUAAGACCUGAGGGAAGACUUAUUGUUCGCGAUAAAGUUGAGACCAUUAAUGAGCUGGAGAGCUUGCUGAAAAGUAUGCAUUGGGAGAUCCCCUUCAAAUACUCUAAGGACAAUGAAGGAUUACUUUGUGCUCAGAAGACCCUUUGGCGCCCCACAGAGGUGGAGACAAUCGCUUACUCCAUUGGUUAAGCAUCUCGAGGCCUUAAUGCCACGGGGAAUAGGCAUUGUUGUUUGUUUUUGUUACCAAUUUCUGAUCAUGGUAACCUGUAAUUUUAGUAAUUAGCCUAUGUGUCAUUUCUAUCAGCGUAAUCAACGCUUCCACCAGUUCAUUUUAUGGUUUUUGUUUCCCAGUUGAAGGUGGAGGUUGGGAUAUUCAUUGUAAUUUUGAAUUGUUUAUUUAUUGAGGGAAAAGUCCAGUGGUUAUAAGUAUUGAUGUACUCUAGAUUGUAGAAUAAAACUGAGAAUUCAGGGUUUGGGACAAAAAAUUAAGGUAUGUACCCUUUUGAUCAUUUAUGUAUUUCAUUCAAUUAGUUGGUUUA